AUGGACAUCAAGUACAUAUUAAAAUCAAAUAACAGUGGCCAGUGGUGCAAUGGAGCAGCCAGGGACCGCUUACACCUGAGACAGACUGCAGAACAGCACAUCAGAGGUGGAAAUCCAGGUCAAACACAGACGGACAGAAGGACAGCCUCACUGAACUAUGAAGAGUGUCAGUUGUACCCGAGGUAGUAGCAUUUGCAAAUACAUGUGGAGAAUUUUCAGGUGGAACUGGGACAGGCAUGCUUAGCUGAGACACCAAGAGGUGGUUAA
Pipistrellus kuhlii (Kuhl's pipistrelle) is the source of this 267-nucleotide messenger RNA. RefSeq names its product SNRPN upstream reading frame protein-like. The record is from RefSeq and is a predicted model, not a curated record. NCBI's taxonomy places the organism in Eukaryota, Metazoa, Chordata, Mammalia, Chiroptera, Vespertilionidae. Gene Ontology annotation, cellular component: nuclear speck.